Molecule: messenger RNA, 5165 nt
Organism: Diceros bicornis minor
Lineage: Eukaryota; Metazoa; Chordata; Mammalia; Perissodactyla; Rhinocerotidae
Gene: ATP1A2
Product: ATPase Na+/K+ transporting subunit alpha 2
Exons: 23
Coding region: 66-3128 (1020 amino acids)
Biological process (GO): proton transmembrane transport; sodium ion export across plasma membrane; potassium ion import across plasma membrane
Cellular component (GO): membrane
Molecular function (GO): ATP hydrolysis activity; P-type sodium:potassium-exchanging transporter activity; ATP binding
Source: RefSeq, a predicted model, not a curated record
GUGUGGGCUUGGGAUCCUCCUGGCGACCUCUCCAGUCUAGGGCCCCUCAGCCACUCUGCACCAAGAUGGGCCGUGGGGCCGGCCGAGAGUACUCGCCUGCAGCCACCACUGCAGAGAAUGGGGGCGGCAAGAAGAAACAGAAGGAGAAGGAGCUGGAUGAGCUGAAGAAGGAGGUGGCCAUGGAUGACCACAAGCUGUCCUUGGAUGAGCUGGGCCGCAAAUACCAAGUGGACCUGUCCAAGGGCCUCACCAACCAGCGGGCCCAGGACAUUCUAGCUCGGGAUGGGCCCAAUGCCCUCACCCCACCUCCAACAACCCCUGAGUGGGUCAAGUUCUGUCGCCAGCUUUUCGGGGGCUUCUCCAUCCUGCUGUGGAUUGGGGCCAUCCUCUGCUUCCUGGCCUACGGCAUCCAGGCUGCCAUGGAUGAUGAACCAUCCAAUGACAAUCUCUAUCUGGGUGUGGUGCUGGCAGCUGUGGUCAUCGUCACUGGCUGCUUCUCCUACUACCAGGAGGCGAAGAGCUCCAAGAUCAUGGAUUCCUUCAAGAACAUGGUGCCUCAGCAAGCGCUUGUGGUGCGGGAAGGAGAGAAGAUGCAGAUCAAUGCGGAGGAGGUGGUGGUGGGAGACCUGGUGGAGGUGAAGGGUGGAGACCGCGUGCCUGCUGACCUCCGGAUCAUUUCUUCUCACGGCUGUAAGGUGGAUAACUCAUCCCUAACAGGCGAGUCAGAGCCCCAGACCCGCUCCCCCGAGUUCACCCACGAGAACCCCCUGGAGACCCGCAAUAUCUGUUUCUUCUCUACCAACUGUGUGGAAGGCACUGCCAGGGGCAUUGUGAUUGCCACAGGUGACCGGACUGUGAUGGGCCGCAUAGCCACUCUGGCCUCAGGCCUGGAGGUUGGGCGGACACCCAUAGCUAUGGAGAUUGAGCACUUCAUCCAGCUGAUCACAGGGGUGGCUGUGUUCCUGGGGGUCUCCUUCUUCGUGCUCUCCCUCAUCCUGGGCUACAGCUGGCUGGAGGCAGUCAUCUUCCUCAUCGGCAUCAUCGUGGCCAAUGUGCCUGAGGGUCUGCUGGCCACUGUCACUGUGUGUCUUACCCUGACAGCCAAGCGUAUGGCAAGGAAGAACUGCCUGGUGAAGAACCUGGAGGCGGUGGAGACGCUGGGUUCCACCUCCACCAUCUGCUCUGACAAGACGGGCACCCUCACCCAGAACCGCAUGACUGUUGCCCACAUGUGGUUUGACAACCAGAUCCAUGAGGCUGACACCACUGAAGACCAGUCUGGGGCCACUUUUGACAAACGAUCCCCCACGUGGACGGCCCUGUCUCGGAUUGCUGGUCUCUGCAACCGUGCUGUCUUCAAGGCUGGGCAGGAGAAUAUCUCUGUGUCUAAGCGGGACACAGCUGGUGAUGCCUCUGAAUCAGCUCUGCUCAAGUGCAUUGAGCUGUCCUGUGGCUCCGUGAGAAAGAUGAGGGAUAGAAACCCCAAGGUGGCGGAGAUUCCUUUCAACUCUACCAACAAGUACCAGCUAUCCAUCCAUGAGCGAGAAGACAGCCCCCAGAGCCAUGUGCUGGUGAUGAAGGGGGCCCCAGAGCGCAUCCUGGACCGGUGCUCCACCAUCUUGAUGCAGGGCAAGGAGAUCCCUCUGGACAAGGAGAUGCAAGAUGCCUUUCAGAAUGCCUACAUGGAGCUGGGAGGACUGGGGGAGCGUGUGCUGGGGUUCUGUCAACUGAAUCUGCCCUCUGGAAAGUUUCCUCGGGGCUUCAAAUUCGACACAGAUGAGCUCAACUUUCCUACAGAGAAGCUCUGCUUUGUGGGGCUCAUGUCUAUGAUUGACCCUCCCCGAGCUGCUGUGCCAGAUGCUGUGGGCAAGUGCCGAAGUGCGGGCAUCAAGGUGAUCAUGGUGACUGGGGACCACCCUAUCACAGCCAAGGCCAUUGCCAAAGGUGUGGGCAUUAUAUCAGAGGGCAACGAGACUGUGGAGGACAUUGCAGCCCGGCUCAACAUUCCUGUCAGUCAGGUUAACCCCAGAGAAGCCAAGGCGUGUGUGGUGCAUGGCUCUGACCUGAAGGACAUGACACCGGAGCAGCUCGAUGAGAUCCUCAAGAACCACACAGAGAUUGUCUUUGCCCGGACGUCUCCGCAGCAGAAGCUCAUCAUCGUGGAGGGCUGUCAGAGACAGGGAGCCAUUGUGGCGGUGACGGGUGACGGGGUGAAUGACUCCCCCGCGCUGAAGAAGGCUGACAUUGGCAUUGCCAUGGGCAUCUCUGGCUCUGAUGUCUCUAAGCAAGCAGCUGACAUGAUCCUGCUGGACGACAACUUUGCCUCCAUCGUCACAGGCGUGGAGGAGGGCCGCCUCAUCUUUGACAACCUGAAGAAAUCCAUCGCGUACACCCUGACCAGCAACAUCCCCGAGAUCACCCCCUUCCUGCUCUUCAUCAUCGCCAACAUCCCCCUGCCUCUGGGCACCGUGACCAUCCUCUGCAUUGACCUAGGCACUGACAUGGUCCCCGCCAUCUCCUUGGCCUAUGAGGCAGCUGAGAGUGACAUCAUGAAGCGGCAGCCAAGAAACUCAAAGACAGACAAGCUAGUGAAUGAGAGGCUCAUCAGCAUGGCCUAUGGACAGAUAGGGAUGAUCCAGGCACUGGGUGGCUUCUUCACCUACUUCGUGAUCCUGGCAGAGAACGGUUUCCUGCCAUCACGGCUGCUGGGAAUCCGCCUUGACUGGGAUGACAGGUCCAUGAACGACCUGGAGGACAGCUAUGGACAGGAGUGGACCUAUGAGCAGCGGAAGGUGGUGGAGUUCACGUGCCACACGGCCUUCUUUGCCAGCAUUGUGGUCGUGCAGUGGGCUGACCUCAUCAUCUGCAAGACCCGCCGCAACUCGGUCUUCCAGCAGGGCAUGAAGAACAAGAUUCUGAUUUUUGGUCUCCUGGAGGAGACAGCGCUGGCCGCCUUUCUGUCUUACUGCCCGGGCAUGGGUGUGGCCCUCCGCAUGUACCCGCUCAAAGUCACUUGGUGGUUCUGUGCCUUCCCCUACAGCCUCCUCAUCUUCAUCUAUGAUGAGGUCCGAAAGCUCAUCCUGCGGCGAUAUCCUGGCGGCUGGGUGGAGAAGGAGACAUACUACUGAGCCCACUGGAAAGAAGAACCAGGCACAGAAAAGAUGGGGUGCCCUGGACGUGUUGCAGGGAUGGUGAUGGGGAAGGGUGGAAAAAACUGGGGUGGUAUUUUGGGGGAAGAUUUGGAGAAAGAGAAUGAGGCAAUUUAGCAGGCUAAGUUGGGAGCAGUGGGUAAAAGAGCUUGGGGUGAUUGCCGCAUAGACCUAAAUAUGAGCAAUCAGAUUAGACACUAUAUGUCAGGGUCCCCUCCCCAGAUCCUGCUCCAUCCCACUCCACUAGGUUGUCUUUUUGUCUGAGGAGUUGAGGGUUACCCCAUCCCUUCCCAUUCCUUAUCCCUUCACCCCCACCUCCCACUAGAACAGAUCAAUAUCCAAAGGCAGACACCUGUCUAAACCGGGAGGAGGGAAACCAUCUCAGAUCACCAAUGUCCCUUUAUCUCUCCAGCCUCACUCCACUUCCCACCUUCAUCCCUCCUUCACUUCCUGCCCAACUCUGUCCCCUGCUUCCCACUCAGACCUGGAAAGCACAAAUGGUUCCUCCUAGUGUGUGCUAGGGCCUGAGGCCGGAAAGGGAAGCUGGUUGGAGAAGCCGGCUUGUCUCCCAGUCAAGGCUAGUUAGGAACCUCUAGAGGAGGGCUGGGCAGACAAGUGGGAGGUUUGGGUAUGGCAGAGGAGGGAAACAACAAAGGGAGAGAGACAGGAAAGGAGAGAGCAUCAAUGACAGGACAUUUGACAGAUGUAUUGAGUCUCCACAUAGUUGUGGGCUCCAGCUCUGUGUCCUGCCCUCUGAGAGCUCCCUGCCUGCAGACCAAAUCCAAAUGUCAUCAGAGUAGCAGCAGAGGCAGGACCAGAAGGCAAUCCGGGGAGCUUCACUGAGAUUCCACACCCGUGUGCCAUAGAGUUCCCACUGCACCUUGGUUUGUGGUCUCUUUGGUUCACAAGGCCCAGGUGUCACAGAUGCUCCAGCUCUCUCCAUCACACGAAGUUUGGUAACACCCCGCCCUUUAGAAUGCUAAAUCCUCAGAGUUCCAUGUUGUUCCAAGAGGGAUAGCCGCCAGUACAUUCUCUGGCCCUCCCACCCCCUUCCCGUUUAUGCCCAGGCAGAUGAACCUGCGUCAUUCCCAGGCACUGCCAAGCCAGUCCUGGAAGAGAAGUCGCCUGGCAACCAUCUGUAAUUGGGGUGGAGAAGUUCCCAGAACCUUCCUGUCUUCCAAGGACAUGCAGAAUCAGCUUAGGUCACGAAUGUGGUCAGAACCUCUGGACAACAAGAGGGAAGGUGUUUGGAGACCUGCCUUUGACCUCUCAGAUGACAGGGCUGUCCCUCCCCUGGCAAAUGCCCUUCAGCUGAUGAUCAUUGUGCCCACUUUCCCUGAGAUGGGCAGUUGGUUUCAGGUUCCUAUGGAAGAUACUUUUCCUUCCGUUACCCACUCCCCACCUAACCCUUUUGCUCUGCAGGCAGCUCUGCCCACUCUCUAAGCCUGGCUUAGAAGGCACUGGGAAUGUGCUAUAGUGGAAGAUCCAGAUGAACCAAGCAAGUGACAGAGACACCUAAUGAAAAUGGAAGACCUAAGGCAGAAAGGAAGGAAGCACGAAAGAUAAACAUUAGGUCAGGCCCAUAAACAACCUCCCAAGGCUAUUACUUCAUUACACUGGAAUUCUACUUUAUCAGAAGUACCUUGAAAUAAGUGAGUCAUUGCCUUGGGCUUGGAAAACUAAAUGGGAAACCAUAUUAACUUGGGCCUGAUUAAUUCGAGAUUUAUUGACUGUGGAUAAGUUUAUCUUUGCACAAUCAAUAAAAAUGGCAUUUGUUUAGUAAAUUAAAGGGCAUAAACUAUAUUGCUAGGGGUGGCAUAUUUAGUCUACCUGAAACAAUACUUUUCAGGCACUUUAGGAAUAUCCAUUUAGAAGUAGUGAGUGCAUGGGCUAAUUAUCAUCAGUUCUUAUGUUAUUUGUUAAAGAAACAUCUGCCAGACCUUCACUUGGUGACCUUUUGUAAGACAUUAGUUUGAAGUACCAUAUAUGUACUUGAAAAUAAUAAAGUUGCAUUUC